Molecule: messenger RNA, 1556 nt
Organism: Carassius auratus (goldfish)
Lineage: Eukaryota; Metazoa; Chordata; Actinopteri; Cypriniformes; Cyprinidae
Product: green-sensitive opsin-2-like
Exons: 4
Coding region: 144-1256 (370 amino acids)
Biological process (GO): visual perception; G protein-coupled receptor signaling pathway; phototransduction
Cellular component (GO): membrane
Molecular function (GO): G protein-coupled receptor activity
Source: RefSeq, a predicted model, not a curated record
ACACCCUCCCCACCUUAUGCUCCUGGAUUUAUCCCUUAAAAGGAACCUCAGACAGAUAUAUAACAACUCCUUAGCAAAUAAAUAGCAGGUCCACCACAGCAGAUUUGCAUCCUCUGCCUGGUCUGGAUCACUAGUGUGCAAAGAUGAAUGGCACUGAGGGAAACAACUUCUACAUCCCCUUGUCCAACAGGACAGGUCUAGUGAGGAGUCCUUUCGAGUAUCCUCAGUAUUAUCUCGCUGAACCAUGGCAGUUUAAAUUGCUUGCUGUCUACAUGUUCUUUCUCAUCUGUUUGGGUCUACCCAUCAAUGGCCUUACAUUGAUUUGUACAGCUCAACACAAAAAGCUCAGACAACCUCUCAACUUUAUUUUGGUUAACCUGGCUGUGGCUGGUGCCAUCAUGGUUUGUUUUGGAUUCACGGUCACUUUCUACACAGCAAUUAAUGGCUACUUUGCUCUGGGACCGACUGGCUGUGCGGUUGAGGGCUUCAUGGCCACACUUGGAGGGCAAAUUGCCCUUUGGUCACUUGUGGUGCUGGCCAUUGAGAGAUACAUUGUGGUCUGCAAGCCAAUGGGCAGUUUCAAAUUCUCAACCAACCACGCUUUGACAGGAAUUGGAUUUACAUGGGUAAUGGCCUUGUCAUGUGCGGCUCCACCUUUAGUUGGCUGGUCCAGAUAUAUUCCUGAGGGAAUGCAGUGCUCAUGCGGACCAGACUACUACACCCUGAAUCCUGAAUACAACAAUGAAUCAUAUGUCAUCUACAUGUUCGUCUGCCAUUUUAUAUUUCCGGUCACUGUAAUCUUCUUCACCUAUGGACGGCUUGUUUGCACAGUCAAGGCGGCUGCAGCUCAACAGCAGGACUCAGCAUCUACCCAAAAGGCUGAGAGGGAAGUGACAAAAAUGGUCAUCCUGAUGGUUUUGGGUUUCUUGGUGGCUUGGACCCCUUAUGCCACUGUUGCUGCCUGGAUCUUCUUCAAUAGGGGAGCAGCUUUCAGCGCCCAGUUCAUGGCUGUUCCUGCCUUUUUCUCAAAGAGUUCAUCCAUAUUUAACCCUAUCAUUUAUGUGCUGCUAAACAAACAGGUAAUCAUAUAUCAGAAUUGCCGAAAUGUAAAGACAUAUCCAUAUCCCAUUUCCUCUACUCUCUCAAUUACAAAAAAGUGGCAAGUCCACAAAAAUGUUCUAAGUGAAACAUUGUUCUUCACAGUUCCGGAGCUGCAUGAUGACCACUCUUUUCUGUGGAAAGAACCCUCUUGGUGAUGAGGAGUCGUCAUCUGUGUCCACCAGCAAGACGGAGGUGUCCUCUGUAUCUCCAGCAUAGACUGAACUUCUUUCACGAUUAUUUUCUUUUAGCCAAUGACCAAUUUCGACAUCUUAAAAAAAGAACAGAAAAAAACAGGGUUGAAUUAGUUGAUGCUUCUCAUUUGGCUGUGUUCACUAUUAUUACCAUUAAAUGAGCUCUCAAAUAUCAAGUAUAAUUAAAAGGCCUUUUGGCCUUAAUGGGUUAUCAGUGAACUUUUUUAUGAACUCCGACGCUAACAUCUUUGGCCUAAAAUGUGU